Molecule: messenger RNA, 1503 nt
Organism: Schistocerca gregaria
Lineage: Eukaryota; Metazoa; Arthropoda; Insecta; Orthoptera; Acrididae
Product: protein yellow-like
Exons: 6
Coding region: 53-1381 (442 amino acids)
Source: RefSeq, a predicted model, not a curated record
GACGCCGCAUUAUACGCCUUUGGUGAUCAUCGUAAGGUGCGAGCCAAAUCCAAUGGGAUCUCACGUGUGCACCAUUGCUCUGUUGGUGCUGCUGGUGGUGGCAGCUGCUGACGCUCACCACAAGUCAAGCCACGCCACGAAGCACGGCGGUCGUGUCAGAGCAGCUCACAGGACCAGCAAGGCGACCCCAGUGACGAAGGGGGCGACGGGCCGGAGCUCUUCCGACGAGCUGGAGCUGGAGACUCUGAAGGCCUCCAAAGAGAUCAAAUUCGACUUCGGUGACGAUGGGACGUUGGAGAAAGAAAUGAAGGCCACCGGGCGCUACGACCCCAAAAUGGUUCUGGUAUAUGACGUGACGAUGGAUAGUUACCAGCGGAACCGCAUAUUCCUGACGACGCCUCUUAUGCGGCGCGGCAUUCCGGUAACGCUGAGCACGAUCCCCUUCGACGGCGAGGAGGAUCCAAAGCAGAAGCCGUACCCCAACCUGGAUAUACACCGCACCACGGAGGACACCAUCACCGACUGCGACAAUCAGCUGGUGGACAUCGUCACAACCGUGAAAACGUGGGCGGAUGAUGAUACUUUAUAUGCGAUCGACAAUGGUGUUCUGGAUUUGACCACGAGCCCCAAAAAUGUGUGUCCACCCAAAAUUGUCGCCUUCGACCUGCGGACUGAUGAGGUCAUCAACUCCAUAGUCAUCCAGAACGCAGCCUGCAACUCUAUGUACUCUACUUUAUGGGUGGACGCCUCGUGCGACACUGGUGGUCUCACGGCCUACAUCUCCGACACCAGAGGCUAUGUAUUGACGGUGACGGACCUCAGCACUGGAGCCUCCAAACACCUGCAGAGCCAGUACUUCCACCCCAAGCCCGGCUUCUUUUUCACCAAGGCAGGAGGACCAGCCUAUUACAUUCCGCACGGCCUGUGUGGUAUAACGGCGGGCGAGAGCUGCGACGGGAAACUCUACUUUCAGGCGUUCGCCAGCAACAUCCAGGGCGUUGUGGACAAGCAUGUGCUUCACGAUGCAACCGACGGGGAGGUGUUGGACAUCAAGACACAGCUUAACCUUCCUGGAGAGUUACCUGGGACGAGCGGAGAAAUGGUGGUGCAUCCCAAUGGACAACUACUAUUCUUCCCCGUGCUAGAUGACGUGGCCAUCUACUGCUGGAACACGACCAAGCAUCACGACCCAAAGAACUUCCGCUUGAUAGUUCAAGACAGUAAACGUUUGGAGUAUGUCAGCAGCCUCAAUAUAGAGACCAAAACAGAAAGAUUAUACGUAGUGAGCGAUCGAUUCACUAACUAUCUAUCGAAUACUACCGACUAUUCCGAAGAGAACUAUCGAAUUUUGUACAUUGACUUAAAGGAUAUACAAUGUUAAUUUGGCAAAUUACAGAUUUUGCGACUUCGAAGGACCUUUGUGUCUUGGUAAGAGCCAAUCAAUGACGUUUCCACUGUAUGAAAUACUGAACUGAAUGAAAUAUAGAAUCUGCAGGAACUGAA